AUGGCAGAAGGAGAAGCAAAGAACAUUUUAGUUCAACUCCCAGAAAAUUAUCAGUUCCUGAAGGUUCUGGGAGAGGGUGGGUUUGGUAAAGUGCUGCAGUGUUUAAAAAAGGAUACACAGGACAUUGUGGCUGUCAAGAUCCCUAAAGGUGCCAACCCCAUCAAUCUGAGCUGGGAGCUUAAAGUGCUGGAGUUCUUGACAGGUCACAUGAUGAACGAGUUCAACAUCUUGGCUACAGCAAUCAACGCACUCUCGGCUAUGAAUCUCGUCCACUCAGAUAUAAAACCGGACAAUAUAAUGGUCGUGGAUCAUCAGAUAAGACCAAUUCGAAUCAAGCUCAUAGAUUUUGGCUUGACUUUGCCCAAACACAAGAUCAGGCAGGGCAUGAGAGCACAGACCCUUCAUUUUAGGUCUCCAGAAAUCCUUUUAGGCCUUCCAUUUUCAGAGGCCAUUGAUGUGUGGGCAUUGGGAUGCAUAAUGGCCCACAUGAUCCUAAGCUUUCCACCGUUUCCAGGGUUUGAUGAAUACGAAACAAUCCGAUUCAUGGUUGCCCUCCUGGGACCACCAUCAGACCUUCUACUAAACAAGGCUCAAGAAUUAAAGUCAUCGCUGUACUUCAGGAAGACGCUUGGAGGCUGGCAUCUCAAGACACCUCUACAGUUUUACAAACCAAGUGUCACUUCCCAGAAGUACAGGAGAUACCCGGUUCCUUCACUGGAUCAUAUCAACUAUGUUCCUUUGGUGAAAGACUUUAAUGAAAAGGAUCAGGACCAGAUGAUAGAGCUGCUAAAGGGAAUGCUCCAAAUGGAUCAGGCUGACAGGAUCACUGCCAGUCUAAUCCUCAAGCACCCUUUCAUAUCAGCGGUUGCCCCAACCUUUUGUGAUGAAGCAUCGAAGUCGGCAGCUGCUCAACCCUCGAAGGACCAGGACCAGACCAGAAGCAACCAGGAGCAGCAUUCAGCAGCCACAGCUAGCCUGGAAACAGAUAGGGGGACAGAAAGCAACACAGGCUCAAAGACUCAUGUGACAUCAGUGGAUGAGGCUUGCAACAGUGAGGACUGCAAAGCAGAAUCUGAGGGCGCCACCAGUGACCCUCCUGCCUCUGUGAAGGAAGAUGGAACCACCAAAAUCAAGCCAGACCAGCACACUCCAACACCAAAAAUGCCAUGUGUGAUCAUGGUUCGUCCUGCUGCGCCCGAAAACACAGUGACAUUGGAGUUUGAAUCCAAGGUUGAGGACUCACCUGAUGUGAAGGAGGACAACAUCAUGGACGUUGAAGGAGACCACCACAGGCCAUCUACACCACGAUCAAGAAGACUUGUGAUCAUGGUUCAUCCUGCUGCGCUUGAAAACACAGCAACAUUGGAGUCUGAAUCCAAGGCUGAGGACUUACCUGAUGUGAAGGAAGAAAAUACUGUGGACAUCGAAGGAGACCACCACAGGCCAUCUACACCACGACCAAGAAGACCCGUCAUCAUGGUUCAUCCUGCUGCGCCAGAAAACAUUGUGGGACUAGGGAGUCAAGAAUCCAACACCACAAGAGAUAAGUCUGUUUAUGACUUGUUCACUGCAACCACAAGUAAGACCCAACAGCAGCAGCCACAGGAGAAGAAGAAGAAGAACUGCUUCCAGCGCUUCUGCUCUUGGGUGAGGAAGAACAUGUGCUCCUGCUGGUCCGGUGUCGACGAUGAGGAGGAAAGUCAGAGAUGA
Molecule: messenger RNA, 1710 nt
Organism: Scomber japonicus (chub mackerel)
Lineage: Eukaryota; Metazoa; Chordata; Actinopteri; Scombriformes; Scombridae
Product: dual specificity tyrosine-phosphorylation-regulated kinase 4-like
Exons: 9
Coding region: 1-1710 (569 amino acids)
Biological process (GO): peptidyl-serine phosphorylation; peptidyl-threonine phosphorylation
Molecular function (GO): ATP binding; protein serine/threonine kinase activity
Source: RefSeq, a predicted model, not a curated record